Messenger RNA from Uloborus diversus, 317 nucleotides. It is a transcript of the gene Trissin, whose product is annotated as U-scoloptoxin(20)-Cw1a-like. NCBI's taxonomy places the organism in Eukaryota, Metazoa, Arthropoda, Arachnida, Araneae, Uloboridae. The record is from RefSeq and is a predicted model, not a curated record.
AGAUUCUGGUGUUGGGCAUGAUGAUGCUGUUGGCCGUCCUGCCCCCCGCCCACGUGCUCUCCUUGGCGUGUAACGCGUGCGGCCCAGAGUGCGCCAACGCCUGCGGAACCGCCAUGUUCCGCGCCUGCUGCUUCAACUACAACCGAAAGCGCAGCCUGCCCCUCACCCCCGAAGCCGCCCCUCCACCCGUCGCCUUCUGGUUGCAGCUCCUCUCCGACGCACAACAACGGCAGCAAGAUCAGCCCGAGAACUACACGCUUUAACAAACUGUAUCGGACCUCCACAAGCCAUAGAAUAAAAAGUGCUAUAAGAUCUAA